This is a messenger RNA of Fraxinus pennsylvanica, 1419 nucleotides long. Lineage: Eukaryota; Viridiplantae; Streptophyta; Magnoliopsida; Lamiales; Oleaceae. The record is from the annotation of a GenBank genome assembly.
AUGGAAGAAGUGCGACAACAGAGACAUGUUUGUAAGAUAUGUAGCAAGAGUUGCGUUAGUGGUAAGUCAUUGGGAGGUCACAUGAGGAUUCAUUCAACCUUGAUUUCAGCUAUGAAAAAAGCAGCUGAAGUGGAAUUUGACAGCAAAAUGGAUUUGGAAGGGGCCGAUGAUCAAGAGAUUCAAGAGGGUAGUUUUCAGAACUCGAAGAAUCAAUCAAACAGCACAUAUCUAGAUCAAGAAAAGAUCAAGAAUUGUGGGACCAACAUGGGCUUGGGAGAUGAUGAUCCGAAAACUAGCUACGAAUUAAGGGACAAUCCAAAAAAAUCUUGGAAGACUUUUGAUGGAAAACAUGGAGAUACACCAAGGGAUGGAACUUGUAAAGAAUGUGGCAAAGUGUUUCCCUCUUUAAGAGCUCUGUCUGGUCAUAUGAGAUGUCAUUCAAUCAAGAAAUCCGUGGCGAAUCAGAAUCACUGUAAGGAAUGUGGCAAAGGAUUUGAUUCAAUGAGAGCCCUGUUUGGUCAUAUGAAGAGUCACUCCAACAAAUCAAGAAGAGGCACUGAUGAAUUGGGUAAUUUGUGUCCUCUUCGAAGAAAGCGAUCGAGGAUAUUGUAUAAGACUGAUCCUACUCCAUCAUCAAGCGGAGUUGAAUUUGGGGAAGUAGAAGAGGUGGCUCUGUGUUUGAUAAUGCUGUCUAGGGGUGUGAAGAAUUGGGAUAGGUCUAAUGCAGUUACAGAAUCAACUGGUAAUGAUUCUGCAUAUUUUAGAGAUGAAUCAGUUUGUAAAGAUAAAGAAAUUGAUAUGAAUGAUGGUGGAGAUUCCUCAUUUGAUGUCGACAAGGUGUGUAAGAUGGAUAAAUUAGUAGGAAAGCUCGAUCCUCGCAUUCUUGGCUCUGGAAUUGCUUUUUCUGAGAAGUACUUGCCUUGUUCAGACUAUUUGAAUUUGGGUUUUUCUGGUGAAGAUGAGAUGAAAGUUGAUUCAGAAAUUUCUGAUGAUAGUGUGUUGAAAUCUAGUUGUUGUGACAAAACAAUAGUUGAUGGUCAUGAUUCUAAAAUGUCAAUAGAUUUUGACGAGAAAUUUGGCUUGAAAAUGCUUGGUAGUACCUCUUCAGUCGAGGUGGACACCUGCCCAUCAGCUAUUGCUGAAGCUAAUUCCAAGAUAGAAUGCAAUGUUAUUGCAAGUUUUCAGUGUCCAACAUGCUCGAGGAUCUUUUCAUCUGGCCAAGCUUUGGGUGGUCACAAGAGGGCUCACUGCACUGGAUUUACAGGGAACAAAACCAUUGAAUCUGUGGCAAUGGAUGGCGGUUUUGAUCUUAACUUACCUAUUACUAUUGAUGAAGGCGAAAAUGAAAGUGUUAAAAUCGAUCAAUGGUGGUUCGAGACUUGGCAUGAGCCCAAGGAGGAGCUGAUUAUUGCAGAUUGA